GACCAAGGUAGGUAACACCUAUGCUAAGCUAAGCUUCUCUCUUUGUUUUUUAGUUUGUUCUUCAAACGUUGGAACUGUGUCUGUCUGUGGAUUGUGUAAAGCUAAGCAGUAACAGAAAAUCAAAAACCUCUGCAAAACUCACUUAAGCUCAAAUCAAACUCUAACAAUGUCUUGCACUCUGCGACUCUCGUUUCCAACGCUUGCUUUUGAAUCUUCUAGAAAGACUAGGAGUAAUGGGAGAGCAACACCAACACAAACUCCUCGCCAUUUUCAUAUUCUGUGCUUAGCUUCGCAACCCAAACUUGAAGAAGGAGAAGACGCUGACCAUGUCAGGGGUCAAAGCCAGCCGCAGGUGAUAUUGGUGGAGAGAUAUGGCAAUGGGACCACUAAGAGGUACUUUUUAGAUGAAGAGUCACGAUUACAGACUUUCCUUGAGGAGGAUAGUUUGGUAACUGAUGGGUUCCAGGACUUGCAUGCCUCUGACAGUGGAUUAUUGUGGCUUCCAGACACUGUUAAAGAUUUUAUCUUACCUGCAGGAUUCCCAGGAUCUGUGUCAGAUGAUUACUUUCAGUACAUGUUGUUACAGUUCCCUACCAAUGUUACGGCCUGGAUCUGCCACGCAUUAGUCACGUCAAGUCUUCUUAAGGCUGUUGGUGUUGGCUCUUUCUCAGGAACUACUGCUGCUGCUUCUGCUGCUGCCAUCAGAUGGGUGUCAAAGGAUGGCCUUGGAGCUGUGGGACGCUUAUUGAUUGGUGGGUGGUUUGGAAAUCUUUUUGAUGAUGAUCCAAAGCAAUGGCGCAUGUAUGCAGACUUCAUUGGCAGUGCAGGAAGCAUCUUCGAUCUAAGUACCGCACUGUAUCCUGCCUAUUUUUUACCAUUGGCAUCUCUUGGAAAUCUUGCAAAGGCUGUAGCAAGAGGACUAAAAGAUCCUUCAAACCGUGUGAUUCAAAACCAUUUUGCAAUCUCAGGAAAUCUGGGAGAGGUUUCAGCCAAGGAGGAAGUUUGGGAAGUAGCAGCUCAGCUUCUUGGCCUUGCUCUGGGAAUACUGAUCCUGGAGACACCUGGCCUUGUCAAAGCAUAUCCAGUGUUGGUAUUGACAUGGAUGAGCAUGCGGCUUCUGCACCUUUGGUUACGUUAUCAAUCACUUUCAGUUCUACAAUUUGACACAAUAAAUCUCAAGCGUGCUCGUAUGCUGGUAAAAUCACAUGUUUUACAUGCUACUGUUCCGGGAUGUGUUGCAUGCAACAGGGAAGAAAAAAUUUUAUCAUGGCAAAGAUUCAUGAAGCCACGGAUUACAUUCGGCGUAUCCUUGGAGGAGAUGGUUGUUGGAAUGAAAUCUAUUUCCAUGGUGAAGGCCCUCUUAAAACUAUAUGCAAAUGAACAAUAUAUUCUUUUCGUAAACCAACAGCACGGAGACUUUGAGGUCUUUGUCUCAUUCAAGGUUGGAGCUACAAGCAUGUCUGUCUUGCGUAGUGUCUGGCAGGCUUAUUGGCUACAUGAGAACUGGGACAAUUCCAUUAAUGUCUUCCAUCAGCUUGCACAAAGCAUAUUGCAGAUGGAAGAUAGAUUUGAGGAUUUCAUCGAACAGCUAAAUAGAGCUGGAUGGGAUAUGCAUCAAAUAAAUUUGAGGGUCCCCAAGGACAUCACCAUUGAUGAUUCAGGUCCUGUUUGAUUGUUCAGGUAUCAGUGAUUUGUCUUCCUUGUUGGGGGUGGAUGAUCCUGAGCUUCUUUAUGCUCUCAUAAUGUGGGUUAUCACUCUCUUAGCCAAAACAGACAUGCCGAUGCCAUGCAUCACACUACCUUAUCUUGUUCCUUGCACCCAUUCUAUCCAAAAAUAAAUGGGAUGGCUAUGGGAGCCAUUAGGCUAGAAAAGACACUUUGACUUGAAUGACUGGCUGCCAUGCAUUGCGGUUCUGUCCUAGGAGGGGUGAUUCAGAUGGACUUGAGGUUUUGUUAAUGUAAACAAAUAUUUUUCGGCUUGUUCAAAGUUUUGAAGAGAUCUAUGGACCACAAUUUUGGAUCCUUUUGAUUU
Quercus robur (English oak) is the source of this 2032-nucleotide messenger RNA. RefSeq names its product protein root UVB sensitive 5. The record is from RefSeq and is a predicted model, not a curated record. NCBI's taxonomy places the organism in Eukaryota, Viridiplantae, Streptophyta, Magnoliopsida, Fagales, Fagaceae. The coding region runs from base 167 to 1672 and encodes 501 amino acids. The transcript is spliced from 15 exons.